Messenger RNA from Ceutorhynchus assimilis (cabbage seed weevil), 1141 nucleotides. Lineage: Eukaryota; Metazoa; Arthropoda; Insecta; Coleoptera; Curculionidae. The record is from the annotation of a GenBank genome assembly.
GCGGUAGCACGUUUUACUACAAAUUAGUCGGUAAACGUUGUUAAAAUAUUCGAUUUAUGUGUCCACUUAGCCGGUGUUUGUGACUCUUGUGCGCGAGGUAUUCUUAUACGAGUGAUCAUGUGGUUGUACACGUAAAAAACUUUAAAACUUUUCAAGGAUUGAUCUUAACAUUUAGUGGUGUUAAUUUUCUUAACCCAGUUCGGAACAUUUAAUCAUGAUGCCUUUGGCACCGACUCCAGUUCUUCCUGUGCCGUCCAAACCCAAGAUCGGAUUUUCCAUUGACUCUAUAGUCGGAGGUGCCACAAACAGCCCCCAAACAUCUCCAGUGCAUUAUUCCGAGAGUUCAGCUCCUUUAUCGCCUUCUAGCGACGCUGAUCAUCGUCUAAACGGUUCUCCAAAGAAUUAUUCACCUCAACGAUCGCCGUUAGGAUCACCAAAAGCUCCAAUAAUGGUACCGGGUAUUCCAGCGCAUAGCUUAGUGCGGCCGAACCCCACAUAUGACCCAAAUUUGGUGGCCAAAAAUGGGUUCCUGCAACCGGAGAUGAUGCAUAAUCACACGGGGCAGCAUCCUUUCGCGUUGGCUGCUCAUUUUCAAGGUGCCGCUUUGGCUGCUGCUCUAAGUGGAGGACAACAUGGAUUUCCCGGUCAACCAUCACCGCUUACCACUCAUACACCACCUCGAGAUAGCUAUCCGUUAUAUCCUUGGUUGUUGAGCCGGCACGGAAGGAUAUUUCCCCAUAGGUUUCCUGGAGGGCCCGAUAUUCCCGGUUUUCUUCUUCAACCCUUUAGAAAACCAAAAAGAAUACGAACAGCUUUUAGUCCAUCUCAAUUGCUAAAACUGGAACAUGCCUUCGAGAAAAACCACUACGUGGUUGGAGCUGAGAGGAAACAGUUGGCACAGUCGUUAUCGUUGACGGAAACGCAGGUGAAAGUCUGGUUUCAAAAUCGUAGGACCAAGCACAAACGAAUGCAGCAAGAAGAAGAGGCGAAAACUAGUCAGGGCGGUAACAAAUCGAAUAAUUCCGAUUCGCAGAAUUCCCAAAUGAACAAAUGGAAACAAGAAGCACCAGACGAAUAUGGUGAAUACAUAGACAUGGACAUGGAAGAUGAUUGUGUUAGCGAUGUUGAGAGUGAAUCGUAG